Messenger RNA from Uloborus diversus, 5949 nucleotides. It is a transcript of the gene fw, whose product is annotated as sushi, von Willebrand factor type A, EGF and pentraxin domain-containing protein 1-like. The transcript is spliced from 22 exons. NCBI's taxonomy places the organism in Eukaryota, Metazoa, Arthropoda, Arachnida, Araneae, Uloboridae. The coding region runs from base 8 to 3451 and encodes 1147 amino acids. The record is from RefSeq and is a predicted model, not a curated record.
GUCUAAAAUGAUGUCUUCACGGAUUACGCUGUCCGUAGUGCUGGUCACUUUCCUCUGGACAUCUCAGAAUACAUUAGGCUUUGUCACUAUUCAAAGUGAUGAAACGUUAUGUCCUUACCCUGCAGUUCCUAUAUAUGCCACGGUGGCGCUAUCUAACGAAGCGAGAUCCGUGGGCACGACGGUGACGUAUACGUGUGACGAAGGAUAUGAACUAUUCGGCGAAUCUUCUCGUCAAUGUCUUCCUGAUGGCAAAUGGAGUGGAGAUCUCCCUAGUUGCGCUGUGAAUGUAGCUUAUGGCAAGCCGGCCAACCAGUCAAGCACUGUACGAGGAGGAGAAGCCAGUCACGGAAACGAUGGGGACUUGACUACUGUGCAUGAGAAUAAGUACUGCACGGAAACAAAAGCAGAGGAUUCUCCUUGGUGGCAGGUAGACCUGCUACAUGCGUACCCCAUUAAAGUGGUUCGGAUUGUCACAAGAGGAUGUUGCGGUCACAAACCACUCCAAGAUCUGGAAAUCAGGGUUGGUAACAGCUCAACAGUACAAGGAAAUAGACUUUGCGCUUGGUAUCCACAAACGUUGGGGGAUGGUGUGACCAAAGAUUUCUCAUGUGCCUACCCCAUAGUCGGACGCUAUGUGUAUGUGCAAAUGGUUGGAAUUCAAGGAUCAUUAACAGUUUGCGAAGUUAUGGUUUUCACAACUCAAGAAAUUUCCUCCGGCCGAUGUGGAAAUCAGCUGGAGCCUUUGGAGCUGACCACUUUCAGCCGGACUUGCUACGAAUUCCAGACGCAGAAGGGGGGUUCCUUCGACACCGCCGUCGACUAUUGCCGGGCUCGGGGUGGGCUCCUGCUGCACGGAGUCCGGGACCUGACCCACCACUUCAUCGCCUCGGAGUUGGAGAGACGCAAGGAGAGUCUCAAGUCGAAAUUGGUGUGGCUCGGAGCACAGAGGGACUCGGGGCUUAGGUCAAAGACGUGGCAUUGGGUGGAUGAUACAUCUGUCCCGCAGUAUCUAUGGGCAGAAGAUCAGCCCAACAAUUACAAUGGUCAACAGAACUGCAUUGUUCUCGAUGGUGGUAGGAGAUGGUUGUGGAAUGACGUCACAUGCGAUUUGGACUACUUGCCUUGGGUGUGUCAAUACAGUCCAUCAAACUGCGGCAAUCCCGACCGGCAAGAAAACUCAACGGUCCUGGAGAAAGAUUUCCGGCUGGGUCAGUCGGUCACUUACCACUGCCCGACGGGCAACAAAGUGGUCGGAGAUAGGGUUCGCCGGUGCGAGAGUAACGGAUUCUGGAGUGGGGCCGCGCCCACCUGCGAAUAUGUGAACUGUGGGGAGCUCCGUAACAUCAACUUCGGAAGAGUCACAUAUCCUGAUAAACGAACAACGUACAAUGCAACCGCUAUGUACGUAUGCGACGAAAAUUAUACCUUAGUCGGAGACAGGACACGAAGAUGUGCUGAAGAAGGGAAAUGGAAUGGCACCGAACCAAGUUGCCAGUAUCACUGGUGCCCUAGCCUCAGCAUGCCCAACAACGCCACCAUGGAGUUGACCGGCGUGAAGGCGGGGGACGAGGUCAAGUACACCUGCGACAGGGGACACAAGCUUGUCGGGGACGAGGUCCGGAAAUGUCAACUGGGAGGCCAAUGGACGGGAAGAGAUCCCAUCUGCAAAUUUGUGGAUUGCGGCCGACCUUUAACACUACAGCAUGGAAUGUUUGAACUUAUGGACGAAGGGUUUACAACUUAUCAAAGCCGGGUGUCUUAUAGGUGCAACGAUAAUUACACAAUCGUGGGUCACGAUCAACGAACGUGCUUAGAAACCGGGAAGUGGAGUGGAAGGGAACCUACCUGCAAGUUGAUUGAAUGUGGACGGCCAGACGUUCCGGAAGGUGUUGAAAUACCAAAAGACGCAACUUUCACAGUGCAUUCAGAAAUUCACUAUCGCUGCAAGCCUGGCCACAAAAUAUCUGCAGUCACGACAAACGAUUUGAAUACGCUCAAAACAGGGGGCACAACUGUCAAGUGUAAUCGUGACGGAAAGUGGUCGGGAUCUUUACCUACAUGUAUUUAUGUGGAUUGCGGACGAGUACAGCCAUUGCUCCGAGGAGAAGUGCAAUAUAGCAAUGGCACGACCCACCUGAGCAGCAUUGCAAGUUACUCGUGCAACGUAGGAUUCCGUUUGGUCGGAAAUCGUAUCAGACAGUGCACAGAGAAUGGCAAAUGGAGCGACAAUGCACCAAAGUGUGAAGAAAUUCGUUGUGUGCCUCCAGAAGUACCAAAGAAUUCCACAGUCGUGUAUGGUGGUAACGACAGAGCCUCAGCUGACUCCUUCCGAGUCGGUUCAACUGUUCAGUAUCGCUGCAUUCCUGGACACCUGCCAGUCAAGGGAGAGCCCCUGAGAACUUGCCUGCCUACGGGUGUUUGGUCCAACAAUCCACCGUUAUGCAUGUACAUCGAUUGUGGUCUGCCUCUCCCCGUUCCUCACGGCCAUUGGCUGCUGCCUUCCAACACCACGUUUUACGGAAGUCAAGCUGAAUACGUCUGUGAUGUGAAUUACGAAAUACAUGGUCCGCGAAGACGACUUUGUCUCGAAAAUGCCACUUGGAGCAAUAAGGAACCAACUUGUGACGUGGUAUCAUGUGGUCCCCCAGAGACUAGACUGUUUCAAUCCUACGAAGGCAACAGCUUUGUGGUGGAGCACUGGAUCACUUACAGCUGUGAUAUGGGCUAUGAACUUGUGGGCAAUGCUAGCAGAAUGUGCGAGAACGAUGGCAAAUGGAGUGGAGAAACGCCCUAUUGCAAACUUGUUGACUGUCAAACUCCAUCGGCGAUAGCUAAUGGGCAAGGCUUUCUCGCCAAUGGUACCACAACGUACGAAAGCGUGGUCUAUUACCGAUGUCUUCCCGACUUCCAGAUGGUGGGCGAGUCUUCCAGAACCUGCCUCUCGAAUGGAGAAUGGAGUGGACUCGAACCUAAAUGCAUUGAUGUUGAACUUGAAAUUGAAAAUACUGCUGAUGGUAGACAUUCUGAUGGUCAAGAAGCAGAUGCUUCGAAAACUAUUGGUAUUGCAAUAGCAGUUGGAGCUGGAGCUUUGCUAAUUAUUAUUAUUAUUGCCGCUGCCUUCUGCAUAAAAACACGGAAGGCCAAAGCCGUCAAGAGCACAACCACCACAACACUGUCCAAUCGCAUCGAGCACAAAGACACAUCCACCCUAAGAGCAUACCCCAGUAUAACAGCCAUCACUGCCACAGACGCGCAUAACGGGACUUCGCCGUUUGGGAAUGGGGCCGUGAGGAACAAUCCUAACGGUCUGGUCACGUUCAGCAGCAACCCUCAACCCAUCUAUGCGAACGUGAACGGGAACGGGAACGGGAACGUCAACGACGACAACGGCAUUCAGUCCGUCACAGUCAGACAGCUAAGAAACGGAGUUAUUCAAAGCGAGAGUCUUUGAAGAGGAAAACAGUUUGAAACAAAUGUUCAAGGUGUCGAUUUGGAGCAAAAGUGUGGUGUACCAACUAAAAUAUAGUUUGAAUGAUGAAUUGUUUGUUUCUUACGUGCGUGCCUUCCAACAUUCGUUACCCAGUCAUCCUGACCGACAUAACAGAAAAUGGCCGGCAUCUUAGAAAAAACUUUUUAUAAAUAUUUAUAUUGUAAACUUUUAAAAUCCUUCUUAUGUCGGUAUUUCCAAAUUCAUUAAUUUUGAAUUUGACUGAUUUCCGCAUCAACUACGGAAAUUCCUCAGCAGUUGGAGAGUAUGUUCACAUGUUCUAUGAAAGGAAUUUAAGCCAUCUCAGAAGUAAAUUCUUCAGUGAAAUUGUUCGUCUAUUGCAUUUUAAUCUGAAUUAGUUUCAAUAGAAGUCUAAUAAUGAUAUUUCUCAGAUCCUACAACUUUUGUACAAAGGUGUACUUUAUGCGAAGAGCAUAAAAUGCUUUUCAUAAUUUUUCUUUGGAUGAUCAGUUAAUGAAUGAAUUUUUAUGGAACAAAUUAUCAUAAAGUGUAGUGAGCUUGUGAUAUAAAAACUGCUUUUACACUUGAAAAUGUUGAAUUUUGCCAACUAUAGGAGAACUACCAAAUCAACUGUACGAGAACUCAAAAUCUGAACGGUUUCUCACGGACUUUUGAAGGUAGCUUUCACUUGAUUUCAAAAAAUUGCAAGGUUUACCAAAAUACUCAAGAAAGUUUAUUGGAACGAACAAUUAGAGCACAGUUCACUUUGCAACAUCUUGCAAUCAGACGCUUAAUUAUUGCAGGAUUUGUGCUUGAAUUUAAGUUAACUCAAGAUUGCAUUGGAAAGUGAAAAUAAGUGUUCUGAAGUAAAAGAAAGAAAGCAUGUAAAUGACUUUAUGGAAAUCUUUAAGUUUCAUUUUUACUUUCUCCUUCAAAAAUAUGUGUUUGUGUUAGAUAAAGAUUUAAUUUAUUAAUUUAUUUGUGCUAUUUCAAAUAAGAAAAACAUAUCUUGUACGAUGGAACGUGUGGGAAAAUAAUAUAAAAAAAUAUUCUUGUUUUUUUUUUUCUAGAUUUCAGCCUUAUUUAAGAAUGAGCAAAUUUUUAGAAUAGAUUUCCAUUCAUUUUACGUUUUUAAAAAGCAUUAUUUUUAAGUUUAUAAAAAAAUAUUCUUUUGUUUUAGGUACGUGAUGUACUCUUUUUAAUAGGAAUCUGUAGGAUUAAGUUAGAGCAAAAUGGCAGCAAACUGAUGAGACAUAAAAAGAUAUUCAAUUACUAGCAUGCUCAAUGUUUUAUUUUAGUGAAUGGACACUUAACUAUUUCAGUUAAGUAAAAUUAACAUUUAGAACAAACCGUAAAAUGUCGAAAGUAAGUUGUGUUUCAAAAUUUACUGUUUUAGCUUUUAAUAAACACGUUAUUCUGUAUACUAAGAAUAAAUUCCCUUUCUGAACCCUUCUACUUGCUUAUGAAACUUGUGAUUCUUCAACGACGAAUUUGAAAAUCAACCUUAAACGAAUUCAAAUGUAUACAAGAUUAUACAUUUAGCAAUUUAUCUAUGGCACUAUGGCAUAGUAAUUUAUCUAUGGCACUAUGGCAUAGCAAUUUAUCUAUGGCAUUAUGACAUAGCAAUAUAUCUAUGGCACUAAAAGGAAAUGUAUGCCAAGGCAAAACCAUAGCCCCCUUAAUACUAAUGCCUGUCGUUUUCUCGCUUUUAACAUAUAGGAAAAAUAAACUCAAAUCGAGGGAACAGUAAAUUUUGGUACGGAGACUACUGCCAUCUAUCGAAGGGGUUAUAAAUUGAAAGCAAAGAAAGCAAUUAGUUAAUGUCUUAAUUUAUAUUUUAAAAUUAACCAAUUAACGAUUUGCUUUGAAUUGUUUGGAUCCAUCGCCAUAGCAACGCGUUUGUUAGAUUGCCGCUAUGUAACUCUGUCCUCCGUAUCCGAAUGCAAUAGGCAGGGCGUUGGGAAAAACUAUAUGCUCAAGGCAAGGGGGAAAAUCUGAAGUUUUGUACCAAAAAGUGAGACUAUACUUAAUAAGCAAUAAAAAUUAAAAAGUUAACUUAAAACAAAAAAAUAUACAUAUCAUAUGUAUUUUUAAACUAAUGACUUAAUCCUGCAUUUUGCUCUUGAAAAUUUAUAGUAAAUGUAAAUUUUAGGAAAUUACCUAAUUUCGAUUAAGUGAAAAUAGUUAGUUUCUAAGAAAGAAGUUGGUAGUUAUUGCAUAAAGAUUUUAAAGUACAUUUUAACAAAGGGAUGAUGAAGAUUUUAAAGUACAUUUGAAAAAACAUAAAUAAAUUUAAAGGGUUAAAAUUUUUACUCUUUAAAUUUAUUUAUGUUUUUUUUAAAUAUGUCUCUAUUAUUUUCUUUUAAUUAAGUUACUAUUAUUUUCGUUAAAAAGAGAUCAACACUGCUUUCAAGUAUGGCUGGACCACUUAGUUCUAUAACUUUAUAGUAAAAUAAAUUAUUGAUACAAAUCUCUGUCCGUCUAUUUUAUGUGCCUUUGUA